AUGAGGCUCCAUUCGGUUCAGAACUGCUCAGAGUUAUUUGAGCAUUUGACCGUUUCAUUUGAGUUGUCCAAUGUAAUAGUGGACCAGUCUCUGAAGGACCAGAUCUUCAGCAGGGAGGCCGGACGCAUCUGUUACACGAUUAUCCAGGCAGAGGCCAAACAGACCAACGGGAAUGUGUUUCGGCGUAACCUUCUGAACCGACUGCAGCAGAAAUUUAAAGCCAGAGAGGAGACGCGGAAGAGAUCCACUCAGGAGUGGGUUUGCCUUGUGUCCUUCAUCUGCAACAUCUUUGACUACCUCAAGGUGAAAAAUUGCCUUCUGUUUUAA
Molecule: messenger RNA, 327 nt
Organism: Sinocyclocheilus anshuiensis
Lineage: Eukaryota; Metazoa; Chordata; Actinopteri; Cypriniformes; Cyprinidae
Product: MIF4G domain-containing protein B-like
Exons: 3
Coding region: 1-327 (108 amino acids)
Biological process (GO): regulation of translational initiation
Cellular component (GO): cytosol
Molecular function (GO): translation activator activity
Source: RefSeq, a predicted model, not a curated record